GAUCCAGUCCUGCGAAAUAAAAUAAACCUGUGCAGUUUGACACAAAUGCGACAUAACCUCACUUGGUACCAACAGAAUCCCAUCAAUCGAUCACUCGUACCACUCGUGUCUACCAACAGUGUCAAUCAAGACUUCGAGAGGUAGAGAAGCGCACGGGCGCAUCUCUAGAAUGCAGCUGGCAUCAUGACAAUAACAUCUAUAUCCCGAAUCACGACUGAACGUCGCCUGCCCACGCCUCCUGAGAAUGGCCAGUCAGAUUCGCAACCAAGAAUUUACGCUGCCCCCGACUUUCCUUUCAGAGGCUGGCAACCUCCCCAGCCAGAUGGCUACCGCCAAAGCGCCGCAAAUCCAUCCGAGAACGCGAUAGUGAUCGACAAUGGGGCAAGCACCAUCAAGGCCGGUUUCUCUUUUGACAAAAACCCUCGAUUUCUCAUCCCACCUCUCGUUGCGAAGUACAAAGACAGGAAGUUCAACAAAUAUUGCAUGUUUGUUGGCCAUGAUGCCUACGCCGACGCGACGACUAGAGGACAGAUCAGAACCGCCUUCGAGCAGAACACCAGUAUCCCAACCAACUGGGACAUAAUGGAGAACAUAUAUGAUUACAUCUUUCUGAAGUUGGGCGUGAACAAUGAAGGAAGUGUGGAUAGGCCCCUGGUCUUGACAGAACCGGUUGGCAACCUGGGCCACAGCAGAAGGAUGAUGAAUGAGAUGCUAUUUGAGUGCUAUGGCGUUCCGAGCGUGACAUACGGCAUCGACAGUUUGUUUUCUUUCCGCCAAAACAAAGGGACCUCGGGACUGGUCGUGUCCUCGUCACACACGUCAACCCAUAUCAUCCCUGUCCUCGAUCGAAACCCACAGAUGCAGUCCUGCGCACGGUUGAAUUGGGGAGGGUCACAGGCGCAGGAGUUCCUUUUCAAGCUGAUCCGUCUGAAGUAUCCCAACUUCACCGGAAAAAUGACUACUGAGCAGAUGGAAUCCUACAUCAAACAAUAUUGCUAUCUGUCAAAUGAUUACUCUUCCGAGCUCUCCACAUACCUCGACUGGAGUGGACUGGAAGAAGAGCGAGACAUUAUUAUACAGUAUCCUUUCACCGAGCAGGUUGUGGUGGAGAAAUCGGCCGAAGAAUUGGCGAGAAUCGCCGAGCGGAAGAAAGAGUCUGGCCGACGACUACAGGAACAAGCUGCUAAGAUGAGGCUCGAAAAGCUCAUCAGGAAGGAGCAACAAUUGGAGUACUACCAGCAAUUGCACGAGUCUUUCGUCAAUGCACCUACCAAGAAGGAACAAAGAAGAAUUCUAGAUGACGAAGAACUCAAAGAUGAAGCAGCCUUGGAAAGAAUCAUCAGAGAUCUUGAUAAAUCCAUCAAGAAAUCGAGAAAUAAAGACUUGGGCGGGGCGGAAGAAGAGGAAACACUCGAAGAACAACUGAACAAAUUUCCUCUUCUGGAUGUGCCGGAUGAUCAAUUAGAUGAAGAUGGUAUCAAAGAAAAGAGACAUCAAAGGCUAAUGAAGUCCGGUGUCGAGGCAAGGAUCAGAGCCAAAGCGGAAAAAGAACGAGAACGGGCUAGGAUCGCGGAAGAGGAGAGGCAAGAUAUUGAGAUGCGUGAAAAUAAAUUCGAUCAAUGGCUCGCAGGCCGUCGCGAACAGCGCGAGUCCCUCUUGGCUAGGAUCAAAGAGCAGGCACGGCUCAAAGCAGAUUCGGGUAAUCGAAAAGGUAUUGCUUCCCAGAUGCGCAUGAAGACUCUGGCAAAUCUUGCUGCGGAUGGACCCAAGCGGAAACGUCGAGGCGGCGGAGAAUACGACGAUGACUUUGGGGCCAACGACGAGGACUGGGGUGUUUACCGUACAGUGGCUACUGAACCCGCCAGUGACGACGAAGAGCCCGAGGAAGAUCCCCUGGCAGCCUUGAAAGCGGUGGAAAGCGAACUUUUGCAAUUCGACCCCGACUUCCAGGAGAAGGAUACUCUGGAGGCCCAGAAUGACUGGACCAAGAGCGUCCUGCACGCUUUCCUUCGUGGAGCGAGGCCUGCAGACCCCGAGAGUCAACGAGAAGCCAAUCAGAUCCAUCUCAAUGUAGAAAGAAUUCGAGUUCCUGAGGUGGUCUUUCAGCCAGGCAUUGCCGGAGUUGAUCAGGCAGGUCUGGUGGAGAUUAUCGAAGGCAUUGUGACGGGGCGCUUUUCCGAUCCAACACAGCAACAGGCACUUCUGAGAGACGUUUUCUUGACGGGUGGGAACACCAUGUUCACCUCGUUCGAGGAUCGACUGAAGCGCGAGCUCAUUGCUAGCUUGCCCGAUACCUUGACGAUAGGCGUGCGAAAAGCCAAGGAUCCUAUUCUUGAUGCCUGGAAAGGGGCAGCGGGUUGGUGGAGUACUGGGGAUAAAGCAGAGAGAGAAGCGGCCACUGUCACACGGUCAGAAUACGCAGAGAAAGGAAGCGAGUACAUCAAGGAGCAUGAUCUGGGAAAUUUUGUGUCACCAGCUUACAGCUUUGGUUAAUCUCUACAACAACUUGGAAGGUUCGACAAAUUUUGGCGAGACUUCACCUGUCCGAAAGACGGCGGCAACCAUGGAGACAGACACACACACACCAUUCCUCGAGCUCCGGGCUUUUUUUCUCCGUGAAGCUCUCCUUCAAAAUCUGUCGGCCCCGUUGCCUUGACCUGAAUGCAUGCAAUACAUGAACUGUGCUAAGCUUCAGCGACGCAAGAGCGGGCAGGUCAAAAUUGGCCAUGCGGUACAUUGGGUACACAGUUCUACCACCCGCAUGUUGGUAGGGUCCCGAUCCGUGUACUAUCGAUUCUCUCUGGCCUAAUCCAUGAGCUGCUGGGGAUUUUAAAAAACGACGAGGUAGAGCCGGGUGUGGUAUUUGGAAUGUCUGCAUUAGCUGCUGCUGCCGCCGCUUCAUUAAAACAGACGAUGCUUGUUUGCCUUUCGCAAAACAGAACUCAGUCUCUCUCCUCAUCAAGAAGUCCUCGUGGUGGGCGAUCAAAUCCUUCGGCACACCAUGCUGUUGGUCCGUCAUUUACAGGCUCAGCGCAAAGAGAAAAUGGUCGCACAAGGUGGCCUGAAGUGAAGGAGGGGACGAAGGGGAUGAAGUGGUUGAGAGUUUCGUGUAACACAUAGCUACGGCUUAUGCAGUUCCGGGUACUUGCCUACAAGUAGGUAACCUUUACCGACUCAGAUCUACAGUACAAGUUCAC
This is a messenger RNA of Exophiala oligosperma, 3197 nucleotides long. RefSeq lists its product as uncharacterized. The record is from RefSeq and is a predicted model, not a curated record. The transcript has 3 exons. Gene Ontology annotation, cellular component: Ino80 complex; cytoplasm. Lineage: Eukaryota; Fungi; Ascomycota; Eurotiomycetes; Chaetothyriales; Herpotrichiellaceae. Bases 184 to 2493 code for a protein of 769 amino acids. Gene Ontology annotation, biological process: regulation of DNA-templated transcription.